Messenger RNA from Rotaria socialis, 1971 nucleotides. The record is from the annotation of a GenBank genome assembly. NCBI's taxonomy places the organism in Eukaryota, Metazoa, Rotifera, Eurotatoria, Philodinida, Philodinidae.
AUGAAAUCAUUUAAUUUCACUUCACUGUUCUUGAAAAGAACAUUGGGCUCGUUGAAACGAAUCUAUGCACCAUGUCGUUUUCAACAUGCUCAAAAUCCACCACCGUUGGUUGUCGAACGAGCUCUUCGUUCGAUUAAAAUGGACACAUUCGAGACGCCGUUAGUUCGAAAUUUUUGUAUCAUUGCUCACGUUGACCAUGGCAAAUCAACACUUGCUGAUCGAUUGUUAGAAUUAACAGGUGCGAUUCCGAAAUCUAAAGAAAAUCGUCAAGUAUUAGAUAAACUCGACGUUGAAAGAGAACGUGGUAUCACUGUCAAAGCAGCAGCAGUAUCGAUGUUUUAUCCAUAUAAAAAUCAGACAUAUUUACUGAAUCUAAUUGAUACACCUGGACAUGUUGAUUUUUCAACUGAAGUUGCUCGAUCACUAUCUGCAUGUCAAUCGGCUAUUCUUCUCGUUGAUGCUGCACAAGGCAUUCAAGCGCAAACAGUUGCUAAUUUUUUACUUGCAUGCGAUUCAUUUAUGGAAGUUAUUGCUAUUAUCAAUAAAAUUGAUUUAAAAGAAGCAAAAGUCGAGCGCACCAUAGCUCAAAUUGAAUCCGAAUUUGGACUUCAAGCUAAAAAUAUUAUUCAAAUAUCUGCUAAAAAUGGUACAAAUUGUGGAAAACUAUUAGAGCAAAUCGUUGAACAACUACCACCACCAAAUUAUUCUCGGACAGGUCUACUUCGAUUAUUUGUUUUUGAUUCCGUUUUUUCGUCAAGUAUCAAUUCAACAAUUAUCAACGUUGCUGUUACAGAUGGUAUCGUCCGAGCCGGAGAUAAAAUUGCAAGUAAACUAUCAGGAAAGACUUAUACAGUACUGGAAACAGGCAUAUUUAUGUAUCCGGAUCGAGUUAAAACCGAUGCAUUAUAUGCUGGUCAUGUUGGAUAUAUUAUUUGUGAUACAAAACAUAUUCAGGAUACAAUUGUUGGCGAUACAUUUUAUCAUCAAGGUGUUGAUGUUGAACCUUUGCAAACAUUUAAAGUGCCAAAAGCAAUGGUGUUUGCUGGUUUUUUCCCAUUCGAUGAAGUACAAUAUAAUACUUUUGAACAAUCCAUUGAACGUUUAGCAUUGAAUGAUACAGGCGUGAGAAUAGUCGCAACAUCAAAUCCAGCAUUUGGAAAAGGCAUGAGAAUAGGAUUUUUAGGUUUACUGCAUAUGGAAAUAUUUAAUCAACGUUUAGAAUCAGAAUUUUCACAACAAGUUAUAACAACAUUUCCUGGUGUUGCCUAUCAAUGUCGUAUUGUUGGAAAAGAUAAUAUUAAAGAGUAUGGCACAGAAUUAUUGACUAUAUCAGAUCCACUUAAAUGGCCAGAUACAAAUAUUAUACGUGAAACAUUAGAACCUAUCGUCGAUGGUCAGAUCCUUACUCCGACACAAUGCGCACCAAUUAUUAAAUUAAUCUGUGACGAACGGCGAGGCGUAUUAAAAGAAGAAUAUUGUAUAGACGAAAAACGAACGUUAUUAAAAUAUAAAUUACCUUUAGCCGAAAUAGUUUACGAUUUUUUCGAUCAACUUAAACAAGUAACAUCCGGCUAUGGUACAUUCGAUUAUGAAGAUAGUGGUUAUGAAAAGUCGAACAUAGUUAAACUACGUUUUUGCAUAAAUAAUGAAGAAAUCGAUGAAUUAUCAGUACUUUGCCAUGCUAAACGUGCGCAAACUAUUGGCAAAGAAGUUACGGUUAAACUUAAAGAAAAUAUUGAUCGACAACAAUAUGCAAUUAAAAUUGAAGCUAAAGUACAUGCAACCGUACUUGCAAGACAAAAUAUUCCACCGUAUAAAAAAGAUGUGGGAGCAAAAUUAUAUGGCGGUGAUAAAACACGUUUACUGAAAUUAUUAAAACGACAAGAAGAAGGCAAAGAGCGAAUGAGAUCUAUUGCUAAUAUUCAAGUACCACGGGACGCUAUUAUUGCAGUAUUGAAAAGAAAAUUGUAG